AUGUACGAUCAACAGUUGGAUGAACGAGGCUAUUUGCUGUACCGCAACCGCUACAGUGGCAAGACAGAACACGACAACCCUAAUCUGCUAUUUAUCCUGCUAACAAUAAACGAAAAGUAUGGCAGUUCCCGGUAUAGCACCUACCGUUGUGCUGGUAAGCUUCACGCUCUCCAGAAAGCGCUCAACACAUCGUACAUUCCGUUCGAUAUGGUUCACUCGAUCCUCAACCGUCACCAGCUUAACUUGAUCGACAGUGCACCUUCAAUAAAACCGUCCCAGCUGACCAGUAUCGUGCACGACAUUUACUUCGCAGCGACACGGAUGGGCUACUUCGAUGAGCUACCGAUACGGCCAAAUCUCGAUGCAAUCUGUGCGAUACUGGCCGGUUUUUUCUGGGCCGUAUUUGAUCCGAAGCGUACAACGCCGGUUUCAGUGCUGGAGCUGCGCCAGACGUUUCUGUUGCUGUGCGAUCACACAAGCCAUGCGCAGCUGGUGUGGGAACAUUUCCGGCUUACCAGCGAUCACAAUCUGUGCGUAUCGCGGCACCGUUUCGAAGCGAUGCUGACCGUGCUUUCCAAGGUGCUUACCUUUCUCGGCGAGCCGGAUCACCUGAAACCGUCGAUGGUGCAACAGAUCACGGGCGAAUGUUUCGCCAACUAUCCCGGGCUGGUCGGACUGACCGAGUAUCAGUUUAGCUGUCUGUGGAAGCUGUCGUCGCUCUUUUCCUACUACGCCAACGUGGUAACGCUAUGUAAACGGCUCCGUGACACCGAGCACGUGAUCCACGGUACGGUGUGCUACGGCUGCCGAAUCACUAUCCGUGGUUUGCGCUUCAAGUGUCAGCGCUGCCGACACGUGUCCCUCUGCAUCGACUGCUUUACGACCGGGUACAGCAACAAGCGACACAACAUGACCCACAAGAUGUACGAAAUUAGUAGCAGCAACGAUACGGAAGCUGGUUCGCUCUGUAACGCCUGGCUAGGGAAGUUAUGGCGAUGGCUCAAGGCAAAUAGCAACGAUACGCGUGUAACGGACGGUUUGGCUGCUUCUCCAUCCACCUACGAUAAUUUGGAUGCGAAGCUGCUCGACACAAAAGCAGUCGAUUUGCUGCAAAGUGAAGAGAUGUGUGUGGUCGAGGGUGGGGAAGGUGAGCGGAAAAGCUCCCAACGCCGGGAGUCUGUGGUGAGCGGUACGCUAAAGCGCAACAUGAGCCUAUUCAGCAGUGUCGAGUACGGUGUGUUUAACAAUACACAGCACAAGAAUCUACUCGCCAGGCUGGCAGCGCUAGUAGAAACGCUCGAGGAGCAGCACGAAGCUACCCGUAAGCGUCUGACCGAAUAUUGCUCGGGACAGAUGGACGACCGUUUGCACAGCGUGUGCGAUCGUUUCGUGGCCCAGGUUGGCGAAGGAUUGGUCCAGCUAAAAGAUAUCGGGACGCAGUUGGGUCAAGGUUUGCCGCAAUGUUCCAGCACACCGUAUCGCCAGCAAGCACUUACAUCCGGCUGUACGAGCGAUGCUACGAAAGAUGAAACUCUAGGACGCUCGAGGCUAAUGGAGAAAACGGAACUGUCCGUGCGUGACAUAAGCACAUGGUUCCAUAUCGAUUUGGAUCGGGUGCAGCAAACGGGUGAAACGGACCCCAACGGCAGUCAGCUACAACAGCCUAAGAUCACGGAAGAUAAGGCGAGUAUCAAAAAGGAUGAGCUGUCGGCCCGUAUCGAUCGGCUAAAGAUGGAUACGCAGAUGGUAAACUUUCGGGAUCUGCUGCUAAAGGUGCGAGAAAUAGUGGAUGAUUCGUACAGUGACAAUACCGAGCUUGCCCGCUCUACACAACAGAUCGAGAAAGCGUUGGAUCGUAUUAUCGCCGAAGAGGAGCUGCAACGAGCACGGGCGCUUCGUCACGUGUAG
Anopheles maculipalpis is the source of this 1908-nucleotide messenger RNA. It is a transcript of the gene dah, whose product is annotated as dystrotelin. Gene Ontology annotation, cellular component: plasma membrane. Bases 1 to 1908 code for a protein of 635 amino acids. NCBI's taxonomy places the organism in Eukaryota, Metazoa, Arthropoda, Insecta, Diptera, Culicidae. Gene Ontology annotation, molecular function: zinc ion binding. Gene Ontology annotation, biological process: synaptic signaling. The transcript has 3 exons. The record is from RefSeq and is a predicted model, not a curated record.